ACAUUCGCUGUUUACAUUUUCAUGGUUUGCAGUUUUUCUCCAAAAAGCUUUGAAAAUCCUUCAUUUUCGCUACAAAUCUCGCGUUUAAUCAGUCUUUGUGCGGUGAUCACUGUAAAAAAUGUCCAAUUCCCUAGGAAUUCGUGUGAAUAAUGAGAGUUUUCUCAACGAAAACGAGCAGGAUGCAAAUUCUUCAAUGACGGAACUUGACAAAGGAUUACGAUGUUCAAAAGUUGGAGAACAGUGCGAGGCAAUCGUGAGAUUCCCUAAACUCUUUGAAAAGUAUCCUUUUCCCAUCUUGAUCAAUUCGUCAUUUCUCAAGUUAGCGGAGUUCUUUCAAAAUGGGUCCAAUCUGCUGCGCCUGUGGGUUCUGCGUGUGUGCCAGCAAAGUGAGAAACACUUGGACAAGAUUCUGAGUGUGGAUGAGUUUGUAAAGCGCAUUUUCUACGUGACGCACUCGAAUAACCCCAUAGAACGCGCCCUGGCCAUCCGGACGCUGGGCGCUGUGGCGAGAAUCAUCCCGGAGAAGCCUCAAGUCCAUCACGCAAUCCGCCAGGCGCUGGAUAGCCAUGAUAUGGUGGAAGUGGAGGCUGCAAUCUACGCUAGCGUCCAGUUUGCCGCCCAAUCGAAGACCUUCGCCAUCAGCAUGUGCUCGAAAGUGGCCACGAUGAUUGAGUCUCUCAACACGCCCAUCAACAUGAAGCUGCAGCUGAUUCCUGUGCUGCGUCACAUGCAUCACGACGCCAACACGGCGGCUCUCGUGAAGACGCUCUGCGUGAAUUUGCUGCCUAAGUAUCCAUCAGAGAACUUUGUGGUGGUCAUUCUGGACUCGCUAUCGAAGCUCUCGUGUCAGACGCUUGUGGACAUUCCGGAUCAGGUAAAUGUGCUGCUGGAAUAUCUGAUGGAUCCGCGGAGGAAAGUGCGCUAUCAAGUGCUACAUUCUCUGCAGAGUCUUGCCGAUAAGGGAGCGCACUUGUGGCCCAACGGAACGGUCCGGAACCUGCUGACCAUCGCCAGAGAGUGCACAGAUGAUGGCAAUGAGCAGAGCCUCAUUCUAGCUGUCGUUAUGACUCUCACCCGAUGUCCCGUCACAUGCCAUUCUUUGCUGUCCGAGGAGCAGCAACUGGUGUAUGAUCUGUGCUCAGGCUGCCUGACACUUGAGCAUCACAGCGCCAGCGCGAAAGCCCUCGCCAUACUCACAAGCCUCAUUCUCUACUGCCACGUGGAGCACAUCGUGCCGCCGGCGAAGUACAUGAAUCUCAUCAACUUGCACCUAGAGAGCCUCAUUGUGACUUCCCUGCCGCAGGAGAAAUUCACCCGGGAGUUCGCUCAGUAUCUCAAGUGUGGUGUGCAGCUGUCUGAGAAGGAUCCGCAGUUUGGGGAGUCAUUCGUGGAUCUCAUGGGCAGUCUGCUGCUGGAUCAGUUCGUCUACUGCGACAAGCACACGGUGCUGAUCUGUGAGACUUUCGCAGCUCUUUGCUCUCAAUUCAGCACCAACAGAUUCGGCGUCUCUGGAGAGGAGCGAAUGGAUGUGGACGAGGGUCAGAGUGGGAAGAAUCCUAUUCACGCUCUGCUGCCAGACAUCCUGCGGAAGCUGUCAUUCCUCGUGGACAAGGGCCUCGCCGAGAAAAACGUCCAGUUCAUUGAGAUCAUGACUGCAGUCUGUUUGCAAUCUCAUCUCGGCGUGCUGAUUCCGGAGAGUGUCUUCAGCGUCCUCGAGAAGGUGGUGAAUGCCAUUAGUUGCUGGUCGCAGUAUCGCAUCGCCAGGUCGGCGUCCAGAUAUGGUCAUCACUUCCUCUCGGCGAAGAUAUACGCCAAACUAGCAAAUGUGGUGUCUCUGGAGAAGCUGCAUUUCUUCCUCGUGGCUCUAUCGCAGAUGUCCAAGGCGGAGUGUGUGCUCAUGUACGGCCGGGAGUUCGAUGACAUCGUGAAGAAGUACAAAUCAGCGAAUCCGGAGGAGUUUCUGUCUUUGUCGCAGAGACUGCAAAAGUCCAUUGCGAUGUACUGGAAGGCUCUGGCCACACUUAAGGCGAGCUCUUCGCCGAAUCACCCAAUGACCUUCCAGUCAGAGUUCAUUCGCCUCCGUGGUCAGUUUCUGGAAGCCCUUUUCACGGCGGUCAUCACGAAGAAUACCCAACUGAUCACUCUCCCGCCCGCGAUCGCCCAGAGUCUGGCUCAGAACUCUCGGGAUCACCUGCAAAUGUACGGACAUGUGACAAAUCAACUCAGGAAGACUGUGAAGACAUUCAAAAUGUGCGAAGAUGCUUAUUUGAAGCUCUACAAAUCGGCAUUUGAUGCUGAUCCUUGCACUCUGGAAUAUCUUCAAGUCGCCCAAUAUCUGUGCGGUGUUCUCGGGAACUCUGUGGAGGCGAUAUGCUUCGUCUCACCUUCGGACUCGUCCAAUCAGCCCACCGAGGGCUCCUAUCCGGAAACGAGACUCUUUCUCAACGGCUGCCAGCGCAUCAUUAAGGAGAUGCAGAAGCUGCCCAAGGAAACUAACAACAAGAAAUCCAUCACGACUGAACACACUCAAGUGCUGCUCAGUCAGAUUGGCGUGGCCAUGAGUGUUCCUCACUGCAUUCCUCGCUUCUUCUUCCAAGUACUCCAGAACACCUCCAUUAAGCUGUCCGUGCUGCCACAGCCCAGAGCCGCCGGGGAGCCAGUCAACGUGCAGCCCAACAGCAAUCUGGUGGUGAAGGUGGAGGGCGUAAUUCAGCACAGUGGCUCCAGGCCAAACCUCUUCCGCUCCAUUGACUCAGUGCAGCUGACUUUGGUCUCUCAAUUGAUCAGCCAGCGGCCCGGCGAAGUGAAGCAGCUCAACGAUAUCACCAUGACGCAGACCGUGAAACCUCACAGGGAUUUUCUCUCGGGCAGUUUCCUACUGCAGCUCAACAACAUCCAGACUAGCUCGAUGGGAACUCCAAUUUCCGUCGGUGGCCAGUGGCAAGUCACCGUGGAAGCGUAUGUUAUCGACAAGUCAGGCGCCCUAUGGAAUACUGGACCCAAAAGCAUUCUCCUGGUGCGCGUUCCAGACGAUCCUUCGAAGCAAUCUCUGGCCUCUUCUAGUGGACUUCGACGCUUCUGAGAAUACCGCGAAAAAUUGUAAUGUUACGAAUGAAUUUAUUGUAAAAAUACAAGUAAAAAUAUUAAACAAGAAGCCUCUCAAUCUCCUGCUGAA
Phlebotomus argentipes is the source of this 3175-nucleotide messenger RNA. It is a transcript of the gene INTS7, whose product is annotated as integrator complex subunit 7. The transcript has 3 exons. Gene Ontology annotation, biological process: snRNA 3'-end processing. NCBI's taxonomy places the organism in Eukaryota, Metazoa, Arthropoda, Insecta, Diptera, Psychodidae. Gene Ontology annotation, cellular component: integrator complex. The record is from RefSeq and is a predicted model, not a curated record. The coding region runs from base 119 to 3082 and encodes 987 amino acids.